This is a messenger RNA of Phytophthora nicotianae INRA-310, 537 nucleotides long. RefSeq lists its product as hypothetical. The record is from RefSeq and is a predicted model, not a curated record. Bases 1 to 537 code for a protein of 178 amino acids. The transcript has 2 exons. Lineage: Eukaryota; Oomycota; Peronosporomycetes; Peronosporales; Peronosporaceae.
AUGUCUAGAACCUACCACAUCGGUCGCAGAAAUAGAGAGCGUUUAGAUCUAUCAGAUGCUCUCACCGUUGCGGGCUCUAAAGGGCAUACCGGUAGUUUGGACAUAUUGGUGUACGAAGGAAUUAUCGCCGUGUACGUGGAUCUGUGCGAUUCGCCCACCAACAUUCGUGACGCGCUCUUCAAGGCUGCUGCUGCAGUUGCCGAGAACGGCCAUCAGAAUACCGUGGAGUACGUGGUGGGACUCAAGUUUACGGUAAAUCACGCUCGAGAGAAGAACUACACUCCAGUAUGUGCGGCAUUGUAUGAACCCGAUGCGUUGACACAAGCGAUUCUGGGUCAACACGAUGAAAUGGUGGAAUUUCUGCCACAAGUAGCGGGCGAAAUUGAGUGGGAUAUAUCGAAAGCCUAUGAAGCCGCGGCAUCGACGGAUGGCAAGCCACUGGCAGAGAAGCUCUAUGGCAUCUACCGGUAUCCGGGAGAGUCCGGACGGGCGAUUUGUUUGUUGAGCUCUCACGCAGAGGGUACGACAAAACAGUGA